Penaeus vannamei (Pacific white shrimp) is the source of this 2221-nucleotide messenger RNA. Lineage: Eukaryota; Metazoa; Arthropoda; Malacostraca; Decapoda; Penaeidae. The record is from RefSeq and is a predicted model, not a curated record.
GCGAAGCCGAAGAGCCCCUUCUGCCGUAGUUCAUCUCCGACCGCCGACCUGAACACACCAUGAAGUCUCUCGUCGCUCUCUUGGCCUUUGCGGCAGCAGCGGCCGCCCAGAACUGCCCCGAAGAAGGCGUGGCCUACUUCGCCGACAGAGACUUCUGCGACCGCUACUCCCAGUGCCGCGACGGCGUCUACACGGAGGAGCAGUGUCCCGACGGCCUCCUCUUCAACGACCUCGUCACCAACGGCCGUUACCCCUGCGACUACCCCUCUGAGGUCGACUGCGGAUCGCGCUCCAAGAGACAGCCCGCCCAGCCCACGGAAUUCUGCGCUCACCAGUGGGGCUACUUCGGCUCCGGUGACAGGGCCCAGUGCGGCUACUUCUACAACUGCGUGGACGGCCAGGCGCACCAGUUCGCCUGCCCCGACGGCCUCGCCUUCUCCUCGGCCACCUACCGCUGCGAAUGGCCCGACGAGUCCCCCGACUGCGACUCGGCUGCCUUCCUCGGCUUCACCUGCCCCGCCGAGGUCGACCUCCGCCAAGUGCAGCUCUUCGGCCACUCCCGCCUCAGGUCGCCUAGGGACUGCCGCCAGUUCUUCAUCUGCGUCGGCGCUUCGCCCAGACUCAACUACUGCGACCUCGGCCUGGUGUUCAACGAGGCCAUCUCCUCCUGCGACGAACCCGAGAACGUGCAGGGAUGCCAGAACUACUACCCCCCCGAGGAGCUGGCCGCCAUCAGGGACAGGAAGGAGAAGGCACGUCUGGCACAGCUGAAGAGGGAGGAGGAGUUCCAACAGCUGAGGCAGCAACUCGCUCAACGAAGGCAGAACUAAAUGCAAAAAGAAUAAAGAAAGAAAGAUAAAAAAUCAAUGAUAAAUAUGAACAAAGAAUUAUAACUGGCAUGUUGCAAAAAAUGUAUUGAAGUAUGUAUAUAUAUGUAUGUAUUUAUAUAUGUAUAUAUAUGUUAAAAAAUCACGAUAAUUCAUAAGAUUAUCUAUAAAAAAAAUGUUACAUAAAAUCCCAUAACAGAAUCCAAGAACAAAAAUGCCUAAAAACAGAACAAUGAACCACGAAAAUAAAAUCAAAUCUAAAAAAAUAUAAGGUAUAAAACUUGUUAACAUCGCGGUAUGAUUCUCUGUAAGGGAAUCCAAUUCCUUAGCCACGGUAUUAACAUCUUUUAGUGGUCGAGAGGGAGUCCGUGUCACGUGAUUAUUAUUAGUAUUAUCAUCUCUUCCUCUCUCGCUCUUCGAUUCCCAUUUAUCUAUCUCAUUCUUCUCUUAAUUUCGUAAUAAUUCUUAUCAAUUUUUCUACCGUCUCCCCCCUUCUUACUGACACUUUGCACACGACGAAGUUUUCAGCUAAGGCUCAUUUUCUCUCGAUGACGUCACUGCCCUCUACCGGCUUUUUGAAACACUAAGAAAUAGAAACAGCAAUUGUUAACUAUAUAAACACAAUGUAUAGUUACAAAUCUGUCGUAUACCAUUUUUUCUGUAUUCUUAUCUGUCAAUCUAUUUUUCCAAACUAUAUAUGUAUUAUAUAGAUGACGUUUUAAAAAGUAUAAGUACUCUCGACCACUCAAAUCUACAUUAUAUUAUCAUGCUUCAUUUCUGUUGUUCUCAUUCUUUUUUUUUUACAUUUGUUUCGCGUUUUCCUUUGCUUUUCUUCAGCUUGUUCUUAAACCUGUUACUCCAUUUUGAAAACACACAGACAUUAAAGAAAAGAUACAGGUACAUUAUCGUAUUUAAAACACAUUGGGUCACACUGUAUCACUCCGAAUACAAACAGUUAAUUUCCUAAAGAAUAUGCUUUGCGCUCUCACUUUCUGGAAUAUUCGUGUCACUUCAUUCCCCUUUUAUAUCCCAAACAAGUAUUAUCACUCGAAUAUCUUAAUAUAUCACAUCUAAAGCGAAAUUCAUACAAAAAACAGCUGUAAUAACUAGCUUUUUCCAGGGCGAUAAUUCAGGGGACACUUAGGUAAAAACGAAACACAACCUGGUAUGGGGAAUCGACCUUUUAAUCGAACUACACACGAGAUGCUGACAUGGCAUAAAAGAAAACCCUUACAAGUGCCAUAUUGCAACUUGUCUUCCUGUCACAAAUGAUGAUUAUUUUAUUCCUUUGUCUUAAUAUAGGGGUUGGUAAUUGGGCGAUCCGGAGGUCCAAUAUACCACGUGCUUGUACUGUGAAGUGUUAGCCAAAUAAAGGCAUUGAUUUUCAACACGAA